CCAUCUCGUCUGUGGUUAACUCUCACCAAGUCACCGCCUCUUAUCGUCGUCUCCAACUUUACUACUGGCGUGCAAAGUGCAAACCAUCAACGACGACAACACCUCCAGCAGCACCGGCGACGACCUUCCACCGCAGCUCGAUUCCUCCGGCGAAGGAUUUUAGCGCAGAGAACCUGAAGAAGUGCUGAUCUUCCAUCCAUCUUGCCUGUUGAAGAAACAAAAAGGAUGUCUUCUGUGGGAACAUCAAAGGGAUUGUUAGAAGUUGCUAAAUUCGCAGUAUACGUCUCCGUACCUAUUGGUCUCAUGUACUUCUUCGCGAACAAUACAAAAAAUCUUCAGAAACUUAUGGGCACGCGUCAAUAUGUUGUGUAUCCGCCAGAAGGACCCCGGCCUCCAACCCAGGAGGAAAUUAGAGAGAUGGGACGAGAGCUGGCUCGCAAGAGAGAGAGGGAGAGAAACAACAGAGACUGAUGGAAUUGUUCCAAGUGUGUGACCAACCAGUGAUUUUAUUAUUAUAUUUUACAUAAUAAAUGCAACAGGAAGGAAAGAGUUUGUGCAAAAUCUGGUCUACAUGCAUUCAUGAUCACAACUAAUAGCAGUGAUUUUGUAAAAGCUAUAUUUGUGCAACAGCCCAAGUUUACUUUUGUGUGUUCUUGAGGUUCAUAUUUAUGUCAAAGAAGAAUGGCAUGUUAUUUGAUAAUGUCUCAUGUACCACCACAAUUGUCACAAUAGUCAGAACACAAAAUGUUGUUUAUGUUUGUGUUACGAGUUUACACAUCAAAUUCACAUAGAUCCUAAUAUACAAUAUACUUGGCUUGUGUUU
Messenger RNA from Cuscuta campestris, 823 nucleotides. The record is from the annotation of a GenBank genome assembly. Lineage: Eukaryota; Viridiplantae; Streptophyta; Magnoliopsida; Solanales; Convolvulaceae.